GAUCAAUAUCAGCAUUUUAUUCCACGAUUCAUAUUGCGAAGAUUCCAAGUCGGACCUAACGGCAAAAAGAGUUUCGGACUCACUGGUGUUGACCCUGAAUACGUCCACUACUAUGACAUUGCUACAGGCAACCUUGACAUUCGUCCUAUUGGAAAGGUUUACGGCGUAUCAAAUUUCUACCAGGAUGUCCGCAACACCGAAGAUGUCAACGAAUUAGAGAAGAAACUAGCUGACCUCGAACGUCAGGCAGCCUCCAUCAUCAUGGACUUGCAUAAAGCGCUUCCUCACGGCACUUUCACUCUGAAGCGCAGGUCUUUAGAGCUCUUCCGGAAGUUCCUGUUUAUCAUGCAUUAUCGCAAUGCAUCGUGCUCCAGUGCUUACUUUCAAGCGGAUCACCCGGAAAACGCUGGGGCCCGUCAGUGGAUUGAGUCCUUCAUGAAGGCAAAAGGCACUCAAUCCGCUGUUGAGACAUGGCUAUACGUCCUCAGAUACUACCUCGACGCGUCUCAUUCAGACAUCAUGCGGGAUGCUGCGGAACUCAUAGAGAAGUAUGGUGAAGAAGGUCUUCAAAAAAUGAUCGCAGAAUCGCAUAUCUCACCUGAUUUCGAACGCUACCCAGUUGUUGCUUACCACGGUCAGGCGAACAACUACUUCUUCAGUAUCUGGGAAGCCGCAGAAGGGGAAGAAUUUAUCCUCACCAACAAUGGAUUUGGUUUGUGGGAAGGUUUGGCAGGUGGCUGCCCUGGUCUGCACCGCAUAUUCGUGGUCAGCCCUCGCAUUGCUAUUGUCCUGCGCUGCGUGCUGCUGCGUCCAGAAACGAAAGCAUACAUACCAGCGGGUUCAUUCAAGAGUUGCUUGCUCAAUAUCAAUCCAGUACCACCAUCUUACGCGAAUGGGAAACAUGGCAUACUGAGCCUUGCAGAUUUCAAAUCCGCGAAGUCGCUUGCACGCUACAGGUCUUCUGAUGAAGGGGGAAACGACAGUUUUGUGUUCAAAAUCACAAAGCUGUCCCGACCUCAAACAUUGGAGCUGAAUUCCGUUGUAUUAAUCAACGUGAAGCAAACAGGCUCUUUGACUUUCCUGUCAAGGGAGAGUAUGCUUCGCACCGCCCGUGCAUAC
Suillus paluster is the source of this 1119-nucleotide messenger RNA. RefSeq lists its product as uncharacterized. The record is from RefSeq and is a predicted model, not a curated record. The annotation marks the transcript as partial. Lineage: Eukaryota; Fungi; Basidiomycota; Agaricomycetes; Boletales; Suillaceae. The transcript has 2 exons.